GCCCUCUCUUACUUGUUGGUGCUCACGGUCCGCAGUGGCCGUGGUGCGGUUGGUGUGUCUCUGCCGCCCCGUCAAGACCGAGCAGAUGUUGGGGGCCAUGGGUCCCCGACAAGCUCUCUGGAGUUGACGAGGGCUCAGAGAUGUUGCACGUUUCCUUCCUUCCGUAUCGGAGCCUCGUGCCUUCUCUCUCCUACCACACGUUUAUCUCCUCGUUUGGUGGGCUGUGUGUUUGGCCCUACGUGAAGAGGAGGGCCCCGCUCUGCACGUAAAUGUAUUCCAAACAGGAUCCCGUAGAAACCCUUUUAGCGCAAAGCCGCCUCUUCUACCCCACAAAGUCGCCGUCCGGUCGGAACCUCAAUAGUACAGGGAGGCGACCGAGAGAGGAGCCGGGACCCGGGAGGGGCUGGAGGUGAGCUGACCUUGCAGGUCCCCUGCGGGAAGAAAGACUUUCGGGAAAGGCGUGUGCGAGGCGGAGGUGCAGAAGCGUGAACACCGUGCCUUUGUCCCUCCUCGUUCCCGGGAAUAUGGACUCCAGACACUCCGGACGCGUGGGAUGAGGAGAACUCGGACUUAAAGAUAUGACUGGUAUGAAUCCUCUCUCUCCUUAUUUAAAUGUGGAUCCACGGUAUCUCGUGCAGGAUACAGAUGAGUUUAUUUUACCAACCGGAGCUAAUAAAACCCGGGGCAGAUUUGAACUGGCCUUUUUCACCAUUGGAGGAUGUUGUAUGACAGGGGCUGCAUUUGGGGCAAUGAACGGUCUACGGCUAGGAUUGAAAGAAACCCAGAACAUGGCCUGGUCCAAACCAAGAAACGUACAGAUUUUGAACAUGGUGACGAGGCAAGGGGCACUUUGGGCUAAUACUCUAGGUUCUCUGGCUUUGCUUUAUAGUGCAUUUGGUGUCAUCAUUGAGAAAACACGAGGUGCAGAAGAUGACCUCAAUACAGUAGCAGCUGGAACUAUGACGGGCAUGUUGUAUAAAUGUACAGGUGGUCUUCGAGGGGUAGCACGAGGUGGUCUAGCAGGACUGACACUUACUAGCCUCUAUGCACUAUAUAACAACUGGGAGCACAUGAAGGGCUCUUUGCUCCAACAGUCACUCUGAAGAUUCUGCCAGCUUAUGACUAGAGGACACUUUAGUAGUCAUCCAGAUCAAUUUAUGAGUCCAUCUGGAGUUCUCUUCUAUACCUACAAAUAGUUUGAAAAAUUGUGCAGAUUUCCGAAUUGCUGUGAUGAAGAUGGUUGACUAGACUGGCUUUCCUUCCAGCCAUUAGUGAGUUGAAGCCAAAACCCUUUGGUGGCUGAGUAAUAUGGUUCUUUUUCAAGAUCUUGCACCUGUUCUCUUUGUUACCUCCUGAACUGGAAAACCACUUACUCCCAUCAUUCAGGUCAUUCUUGUUGUCAGUACUAUAUCACCAUGUUUGUUCAUUUAAUGAUCCAAGACUGUAAUAUUGCCUUGUAUUACCAAUAAAGUGUGAAAAACCAAAGUCCACUCCAACGUAAA
Myotis lucifugus (little brown bat) is the source of this 1502-nucleotide messenger RNA. Its product is annotated as mitochondrial import inner membrane translocase subunit Tim23. The record is from RefSeq and is a predicted model, not a curated record. Gene Ontology annotation, molecular function: transmembrane protein transporter activity. Lineage: Eukaryota; Metazoa; Chordata; Mammalia; Chiroptera; Vespertilionidae. Gene Ontology annotation, biological process: protein import into mitochondrial matrix. Gene Ontology annotation, cellular component: TIM23 mitochondrial import inner membrane translocase complex; mitochondrial inner membrane. Bases 579 to 1103 code for a protein of 174 amino acids. The transcript is spliced from 7 exons.